Branchiostoma floridae (Florida lancelet) is the source of this 2163-nucleotide messenger RNA. RefSeq lists its product as uncharacterized. The transcript is spliced from 4 exons. NCBI's taxonomy places the organism in Eukaryota, Metazoa, Chordata, Leptocardii, Amphioxiformes, Branchiostomatidae. Bases 73 to 1665 code for a protein of 530 amino acids. The record is from RefSeq and is a predicted model, not a curated record.
CCUUCCUCAACCCCCAUUCUGAAACAUAGUGAUCUGGACCAAUCAUUCCUAUCAUCUCCAAGUGUAGUAGACAUGAAAGACACUUCCUUCCAUCCGUCAGAUUUUACAUCUGAUUCAGAAAAUGAAGAAGAGAUUGACUGUGGUGAAGAUGAGGGUGGGGAUGAUGGAGAGGAUGACUUCAUUUCUGGAGAUGAUGACUCGCAGUACUAUGUCGUGCACAAAGACAAGAUUCGUGAAAGGUUUAAGACAUGCCACUGUGGGGAACCCUUAUUGAUCACAGAACAGUUCACAACUGGCUCCAUGCUGACUGUCAAGUACGAGUGUACCAGUUUUCACAGAGGGACCUGGGAAUCCCAGCCGAAGGUUGGACGUAUGGCAGAGGGCAACCUCUUGACAUCUGCAGCUAUACUUUUUGCUGGGGGAAGUUAUCAGAAAUUCAGUGACAUCUGUAAUACUCUAAAACUGAAACUGUUUUCCGAGACGUACUUCAUGAAUGUCCAAAGGACAUUCCUCCUACCUGCCAUCAAUGAUUUCUACAUAUCACAACAGGAAUUCACCCUUGAUGCAUUCCGUAAUGCAGGCACAGAAAGUCCUGAAGAUCAAAUCCAGGUCACUCUCCUAGGUGAUGGGAGAUGCGACACUCCUGGGCACAACGCAAAAUACUGUUCUUACAGUCUAAUGGAGGAAACGUCACAACUCAUCCUCGAUUUCCAACUAGUACAGGUUAGCGAGACAACAAGCUCUAAUGCUAUGGAAAGGUUGGGUUUUGAAAGGUCGCUGGACUUCCUGGAAGAGGAGGGAAUCAAGAUAGACUGCAUUGUAACGGACCGGCACCGGGGAGUGGGGGCUGUCCUGAAGAAGAGACGUGACAUCAACCACCAAUUUGAUCUCUUCCACUUUGCAAAAUCCAUUACGAAGAAGCUAACGCAAGAGGCCAGCCGAAGAGCAAAGAAAGACCUAGGCCCGUGGAUAAAAUUCAUUGUGAAUCAUCUGUGGCAUAUCUCAGAUACCUGCCAAGGAGAUGAUGUGCUCCUCCAAGAGAAAUGGCUGUCCAUGUUGAAACACAUUGGCAACAUCCAUGUGUUUCCUGAAAACAGCAUCUUCACCCAGUGUGCCCACCCUCAUCUAGACAGAGCCGACACAGAUGACAUCAUGUGGUUGCGGCCAGGGUCCCCCCCACAUCAGGCGUUGUACAACAUCGCAACUAACAAAACACUGCUUAAAGACUUGUCACACUUGACAGGCUUCAAGCACACAGGGACUGUGGAGGUGUUUCACUCCAUGCUUCUGAAGUAUGCACCGAAAAGGCAGCACUACUUUUUCCAUGGAAUGAAGGGGAGGUUGCAGCUAGCAGUACUUGAUCACAACGAAAACGUGCUGAGAGAGCAGGCAAAGACACUUGAAGAUGAGGCUAGACGCUCUGCUGCCUUCUCUAAGAGAACGAAGCGCUGGGUCUACAGAAGGCUAUUCGAGGGGAAAACGUAUGAAUUCAGGGAGUACCUGAUGGCAGAUGUGGUGCGAAGGCAGGCGAGUGGCCAGUACAAGUGUGGCAAGGUGGUGCUGCCAGAUCCGGGCCCUGACAUCUCUGGAAACAUUGCUCCAGAGGAGCGUGGUGACAAGCAAGCAAUCAUUGAUGGUUACAUGACUCGUUUCGGACUCCGCUAGCUUUACAUACUCAGAGCAUAAUAUCACUAGUACUGUUUUCACUGUAGAUGGAGGCAAGUUCCAUAACACUGUAACACUGUACUGUUUAUUCCUCUUAUGGAUGUCCACCACUGGGGUCCAUCCGAGUGUAUAUGCAUAAUGGUUUCUCUGGGUGUAUAGAGCCCAGGAUAACCCUACCUGCCUGUUUUGGAGUUUCUUCAGUUUGUCUAUGUAAGCCUUGCUGCCUUGGUCCCAGACAGUACUGCAGUACUGUAAGUGUGGAAGGAAAAGGGAUGUACAGUAUAUAUUGUCAGUAAGGCUUGUCUGUUGAUGAAAGGCUUCAGGCACUUCAUGAUACCGAUAGCUUGCGAGAGUUUCUUUGUGAUAUGAAUGAUAUGAUCAUUCCACCAUAGAGCACUGUCAAGGACUACACCUAAGUAGUUAAAUGUGUUAACCUAGUCAAGGUUUGAUUCUGGUGAUGCGAGAUGCAAUUUAAUAUUUGUAGCUUAUAUUAUAAAA